AAUUGAAAGAGGAGAAAGAGAAGACCUAGGGAGUACCGAAGGUAAUCUCUUUCCGCGUGAUACGUUUGUGACAUUAAGUUUUUAUUUUGUGUAUUAUUUAUUUAUCCGGUUUUAAGUGUAUCAAUAUUUUAUAUGUUUUAUUUCGAUUGAUUAUAUCUUUAUUAACUACAUUUUGCGUUAUUAUUGAACUACUAUAACUACAAGUUAGAACAGAAAGAUUGUUCCAAAUAUAAAUACAACAAAAUACUUAAAUUGGUAUACUAAUAAAAUUGUGAACCAUUAUAAUUAUUAUUGUGACGAUUUUUUUUUGUCGUGUAUGGUCGUCAAACUUCGUAAAUUAGAGUUAGUUCGUAUGGUAGUUUAUAAUGUAUCAGGAAUCUCUCCCCACCAUGAGAUAUUCCAUCUUAGCGCUCUAUAUGUUAAAAACGUUACCCUUGGCGGCAACCGGCCACCGGCUCUGUCGUUUUGAGACCACACACGUGGUCCAUGGAUCAGAUCUCAUUCGUAUCGUGAAGUGUAAGUAUUCGUUUUGCAACCAAAACAAUUUCUUUAUUGCACAUUUCUGUGUUAUUAUACUCUUCAAUGUUAUAGUCGAUUCAGAUUUAAGCGUUUGGUUUGUAUAGAGAUUAAAGAUGUAGUAUUAACGUUUAACAAAUUUAAAUUACGAUCUGAUCAUGGCACUAUUUGUUAUUCUUAUUGGAUAUAAUUUAAAUCGGACUUCAGCAAAAUACUCUUUUGGAAGUGGCUUUUAAUUUUUUUUUAAAUAUUAUGAAUAUUUUCAAAGCAAUAUAUUUAAAUUUAAAAACUGUAUUCUUAAUACUUUUUUGCAUUUCACAAACAUUAUGCUUGCUAAAAUCUAAAAGUAAACUUCAAUAUUGUGAAAAAUCUCAGUCUAAAUGUUUAAUCACAAACUACACACUCUGCCUUGGAGUAAAAUUGCCUUAUAAUUCAACUUCUACAGAUCUUGUUUCAGAUGCUGAUUCUCAAGAUGAAGUUCAAGAAAGAUUACAUUAUUGGCAAGGUCUUAAAAAAGUUCCCAAAUGUUGGGCAGCUAUUCAACCAUUGUUAUGUGCAUUGUACAUGCCUGAUUGUGAAAAUAAUAAUAUACAUUUGCCACCACAAGAGAUGUGUAAAUUAAUUGAAAGUCAUUGUCAAAUACUAAAAAUUGAAAACUCUUGGCCAUCAGAAUUUAAUUGUGAUAAUGAAACUCUAUAUCCUCCUAGAUUAUGCAAGAAUGAUAUAAGAGAGUUAAAAUUUAACUCUACCGCUGGUCGUUGUGAGUUACCACUUGUACAGACUUAUAGACAUGAAGUUUAUCAUUAUCCUAAUUUUGAAGGUUGUGAUCUCCAAUGUUACGAUCCUUUAUUUUCCAUGGAUGAACAUAGACAAAUACAUAACCUUAUUGCAUGGACUGCAACGAUUGCUGGUCUUUGUAAUAUAUUUGCUAUAUUAACAUUUAUGAUAGAGUGGCAAUCUCUCAAUCGUUACCCAAAUAUAGUAAUUCUUUACAUAAAUGUUUGCUUCUUGUUUAUUUGUUUUGGAUGGUUAUCUCAGUUUUGGUCUGGGGCCAGAGAUGAUAUUGUAUGUAGAAAAAAUGGAGCUCGUAAAACAUCAGAACCUAGUGAUGAAGAUCUUUCUUGUGUUAUAAAUUUUAUUUUUUCAUAUUAUUUUUUGAUUGCUGCUUUCAUAUGGUUCGUAAUUUUUACCUACUCACUCCACACAACAUUUCAAUCCUUUGGUAAAAUUCAAGAAAAAGUAGACAAAAAAGGUGGUUAUUUUCAUUUACUAGCUUGGUCUAUACCACUAGUUUUCUGUGUUGUAGCCAUGGUGAUAGGAGAAAUUGAUGGGGACAGUGUAACUGGCACUUGUUUUGUCGGCAUUAAUAAUAAAAUAUAUAGAAUUAUAUUUGUUCUUUUACCUAUUGCUUUAUCUGUGGGUAUAGGAUUAUUUUACUUAGUUCGAGUAUUAUUUGGUCUAUUAGCUUUAAAAAACGAGAGUACUCAAGUGAUUUCUAAACUAGCCAAGUCAAAAAUUCAAUCAACUGCUGUUAAAGUUGUGAUGUUCAUGAUUCUCAUUAUCAUAUUUAUUUCAUCAAUGUUUAUGUAUUAUAUACAUGAGUAUAGUAAUGAUCAACUAUGGAAAGAUAGCUUAAGGAAAUAUAUUGUUUGUAAACUGGGAAUAUUACCUGAUGCUGAUGUGAGUAAUUGUCGAAUUGAAUCAAGGCCAAGUGUAUCAAAAAAACAACUUUAUAUUCUAGUACUGUUUGGUAAUGGUGUCCUAAUGUCAUUCUGGGUUUGGACACAGCAAAUAAUUAAUUCCUGGCGUGAAUGUAUAGUUCGUUGGUUAAAAAAGUGUCGUGGAAAAGAACAAAGGAAUCGGAAUUCAGCUAAGUACAAUAAACAUAAAUUAAUUGCCAGUGCAUUUGCUAAAAGACAUCAAUUGAAUAGUGAUGAUUUUACUGUUUCUUUUUCAAAAGAAGAUCCUUUUGGUUUGGUGUUUGGUUUAAAUAGCAAUUUGACAGACAAUAUUAGUUCUACUUGGGCUGCUGCAUUACCUAAGUUUAUACGACGGCGUGGUGCUUUAACUGGAGAAGAACAGCUUUCAGUAUCAUCCUCCUUUGUACAAUCAGAUUCUGAGAUAAGCUAUAGUAUGUGUAGAGUAUCUGUAGAAUCACGAAGUCAUUCAUUAGAUUCUACUAUAUCUGUAAAAGCAUUUGAAAUGACUCGUAAAGUACGUCGAUUUUCUAAACAUUCUAAGAAAAAGCAUAAACGUGGAAAUAAACUUGUUUGUAAAUUACCUCCAUCUCAAAAAGGUAGUGUAACAUCUCAAGAUAUAAAUCAAUUAAUGCUAACAUUCCCUGCAUUUCAAAAUGUUUUUUCAUUACCUGAUGUAAAGUCACAAGCAGCACCUGUUCCUAAUUUAGAAAGGAGAACUGCAUCAGCCGGUAUUGAUGAAAGUCUUAAAGAACAAAUGAAAUCAUUGAAAAAUAUUUCUAUAUCAUCUCUUAACUUGAUGAAUAGUAAAUUAUUACAAAUGAGCCUUAAAGGAUUAAGCAGUAGUGAUCAAUCUGAGCAAUAUAUGAUGGAAGAUUUUUCAAAAUAUGACAAUAAUAGUUUUUAUAAAACAGUAGCUUUAGUUGACAGCGGUGAAGAAGAUAAAAUGACUUAUAAAUCUGACUAAUUAGAGUUACAUAUAUAUUAUUUUUCCUUUGGAAUCUGGGAAUCAACAGUUCCUUAAAUAUUGAUUGAGACUGAAAUAAUCAUUUAUAUUCAAAGAAAAUAAAUGAUAACUAAUUUUUAAAAUUGUUUCAAUUUAAAUGAUAACCAUAUCAAUUAUUGAUUUAAGUAUACUUAUCUUAACAAUUUUGUGAUUUGAAUUUGUAUUAUAUAUAAACAAUUUUUAAUUUGUUUUUAUCAUCUAUCAUUAGUAUAAAUUAUUUGAGCUAAUCGAACUAAAUUAAAUUUUAUGUUACUUUUAAA
This is a messenger RNA of Daktulosphaira vitifoliae (grape phylloxera), 3479 nucleotides long. RefSeq names its product protein smoothened (gene smo). The record is from RefSeq and is a predicted model, not a curated record. Gene Ontology annotation, cellular component: plasma membrane; cilium; dendrite. NCBI's taxonomy places the organism in Eukaryota, Metazoa, Arthropoda, Insecta, Hemiptera, Phylloxeridae. Gene Ontology annotation, molecular function: transmembrane signaling receptor activity; patched binding. Gene Ontology annotation, biological process: central nervous system development; positive regulation of smoothened signaling pathway; commissural neuron axon guidance. The transcript is spliced from 12 exons. Bases 769 to 3180 code for a protein of 803 amino acids.